This is a messenger RNA of Drosophila hydei, 801 nucleotides long. RefSeq lists its product as uncharacterized. NCBI's taxonomy places the organism in Eukaryota, Metazoa, Arthropoda, Insecta, Diptera, Drosophilidae. Bases 51 to 731 code for a protein of 226 amino acids. The transcript has a single exon. The record is from RefSeq and is a predicted model, not a curated record.
ACUUCAUUCGUCAGCGCUACAGCUGUGAGUAAAUCAUUACACAUUUAAGCAUGAGUGAUGCCAACACAAAACAUGACGCAGAGCCGCUACCAAGCAGUGAGCAAGAGCAGCAGCUACAGCAGGUGCUGCAGCUCCAUGGCCAGCUUAAGUUUGAACAAUCAUCGCUCAAAAGACAACUGCAUACCAUACAACUGCAUCUCUCUGCGCUAAGUAUCGAGAACGAACAUAUGGAGCAGUCUCUAGAAAAGCUGAGCCAACAAACUCAGCAAAAGCAACUCUUCAAUCAGAACAUCAAACAAGAACUCAUGAAGUCCACACACUUGGCGGUCAAUGCCCAAACACGUAUUACGUUUCCGCACAAGUUUUUAGUUCAAAUAUUCAGACCCUUCGCGGAAGAUCAGACGUUAAUGGAGCACUGCAUGCACAUCGACGUUGAGCUGGCCAAAACAAUGCACACGCUGCGCAUGCAGGCAUAUCAGGCACAAGAGCUCAAGUACAAGGAUAUUAUAAAGAAAAAACAAACAGUUCUGGCCUCGAAGCUGGCUGAUAAGUACGAAGCGAAGCUGUCCAAGAAUGAACAAUCCCAACGAUUAAAUGCUGAACAGAUUAGGAAUCACUGCUUCGAACUGCUCCAGGAUUUCCUAAACGAAACCUGUACAGAUAAGCAGCACACUUCAUCGUAUUUGGCUGAGCUGAAAACCUUAUAUGAUCAGGAGACAUACGACUUAUAAUCUUAACCAAUUUCUAAAGAACGUUGCCCUUAUAUAUUUUAUAUUAAUCCACGACACAUUCAUUUUAAAU